GGGACAGAUGUGGUUACACUAUAAAAGCAAAGACAAUAUUCACAUGAGGUAGUGUGGGAGGAAGUUAGUGGGAUUUAGCUGCUCAGGAUUGAGCUUUCGGUGCUCGGGACCCCUCAAACAUGAAGAAAUGCCUUGAAUACACCUUGCUCCUCAUCAUCUCGACGCUUCACGGUUCACUGCAGCAGAGAAUCAUUGGAGGACAGGAGGUUGAGCCCUAUUCCAUAAAGUACCAGGCCUCUGUGCAGUACAACAACUAUCAUUACUGCGGAGGAACACUCAUACACAAGCAGUGGGUGGUUACUGCUGCCCACUGCUGGAGGCCGAGCUAUUUAAUCAAAGUUGUUCUGAGUGAACAUGACCUCUCCAAAAAAGAGGGCUUUGAGCAGGUGUUCAAUGUGUCCAGAGUCCUGGUGUAUUACAUGUACAAUUACAGGACAUUUGACAGUGACAUUAUGCUCUUGAAAUUGGAGAAGCCCGCAGAGCUCAAUGCCAACGUUCAGCCAGCCAUGCUGCCAACCUCACUCGCUCCUAUAACAGGGGGCACAAUUUGCACGGUGAGCGGCUGGGGCGUCACUCAGGUCUACAGUUAUUACCUGUCCCCCGUCUUGCGUGCUGUGGAUGUCCAGAUCAUCCCUCAGUGUCAAUACUACUACUACUACCGAAUCACAGACAACAUGGUGUGCGCCGGCUCCCCACUGGGCGGCAAAGACUCCUGCCAGGGCGACUCUGGUGGGCCUCUCAUCUGUAACGGUUAUUUUGAGGGGAUCGUGUCCUGGGGCAUCAGCUGUGCCAACCCUUAUUUCCCAGGAGUCUACACCAAAGUCCGCAACUACAUCUCCUGGAUCAACUGGAUAAUCGACAAUGACAACAGCUAGAAUGUUCUUUUUCCAAAGGUUGUUGAACUGCCACGCCAUCAAAAAGACCAAGUAUACUGAGUACACCGGUCAAUGUCUAUUAGAUAAGAUGAAUACCAGCAUUAAAAGUUGUUUUAUUUGUUUUAUUUGUUGUUUGAAAACGGCUCAAUUUAUGAAUGAACAAAAUAGAACAGGUUUUGGAUAUCAGAGACUUUCAUUUAUGGUUAAACUGUGGUUAAUUUCAUGAUUGUAUUGGCGCAAAAUCAAAUUCCAACAAACUUAAAUGGUUACUUAAAUUCUUUUUAUUCUAUUUUUAAAUGUUAUUUCAAGGCAGGGAACCAUAAAAUAAAUAAAUCAAGUAUUUUCUCAGCUUA
Megalobrama amblycephala (Wuchang bream) is the source of this 1228-nucleotide messenger RNA. Its product is annotated as trypsin-3. Gene Ontology annotation, molecular function: serine-type endopeptidase activity. Gene Ontology annotation, biological process: proteolysis. The record is from RefSeq and is a predicted model, not a curated record. Lineage: Eukaryota; Metazoa; Chordata; Actinopteri; Cypriniformes; Xenocyprididae.